Molecule: messenger RNA, 347 nt
Organism: Dentiscutata erythropus
Lineage: Eukaryota; Fungi; Glomeromycota; Glomeromycetes; Diversisporales; Gigasporaceae
Source: the annotation of a GenBank genome assembly
GAGUGAUAAAGGAUAUUGCAACUAGAUAUCGGCGCAGUUUCGCUUUGACUGAUAAAACAGCUACGCAAAUGGCUAGGGAGAUUCAGAAAAUUUAUGAUGAUCCAAAUUGUCCACUUAGCUGGCCAAAAGUUUUAAUUGUGAAUAAAGGAACCGAAUAUAUGGGUGAGUGUAGGGAUUUAUUUCUCAGACAUGAUGCUAUAGACUUACAUUUACCAUUGACUGAUAGAUCUAGGGAGUGGGUUGUCGACCUUCACAUUAAUGAUGAUAAAUAUAAUGAUUCCCUACAAACUGUCAAGCACAAAAGGCCCAUAGGUUACGAUGAACCCCUCCUAUCAUCUGAUGUUAAA